Molecule: messenger RNA, 3264 nt
Organism: Acanthaster planci (crown-of-thorns starfish)
Lineage: Eukaryota; Metazoa; Echinodermata; Asteroidea; Valvatida; Acanthasteridae
Product: DNA damage-inducible transcript 4-like protein
Biological process (GO): apoptotic process; regulation of TOR signaling; negative regulation of signal transduction
Cellular component (GO): cytoplasm
Source: RefSeq, a predicted model, not a curated record
UUCCAGCACAUUCGUUGCGGAUCAGCUGGGUGCAUGGACAGUAGAACUCAUUGCCCAAUGUCUGGCUGAUUUCGUGAGUUCUGGCCAAAAAUUAAUUCAUUUGAGGGAGACCUUGCGUGCUGGACACACUCAAGUCUUCCAUUCUGUUUCAAAGUUAUUUGUCUGCCCCCUAUAAAAAGGUGAAAAUUUGCCACAUUUCGUCUGUAUUACGUCGUCUGCUCUUUUCUUCUCGACUGCAUGGAUGGAGCAAUGGCCUUGCAUGUGAAAGCGAAUUGUGACCAGCAAGGAGUCGCCACAAUUUUGCAGAAAAUCUUCCACAAAUUCGGCGAGAAGAUCGAACCUAGAGACAACCAAAAGUGGCACGAGCCCAACUACGUCAUAGAGACGGUCCGAGGGAGUGUGGACAGUAAUUCGGAUUUCCACACAAUGGAUGUGUAUGGCGGAAAUGAGAUCGAUGACAUCAGAGAGGUCAAGAUGAGCCAGUAUGUGGCAUCUCUGAUCCUGGACUGCCUCCGUAAUGCUCGCGAGAAGCAGCAGCCAACAAAGCUACUCGUCCCAGAUGAUCUACCCCAGAGAGUGGCCGAUGACGUGAUGCGGAUGGCGCUGGACGAGCCCUGUGGGGUGCGGGGCUGCAGCCUCUCAGUCAUCUUGGAGGACGGGGAGAUUUGCCAACGGGUGGGCAAAAUCGUUGUAGACCCCAGCACCGUCACCACCUUUGAGAUUGUUUUGGUGCUGACCAAGGAGACACCUCGUUGGCUUUUCAGCAAGCUGCAGACGUACCUGAGAAACUCUAAUGAUAGGCCCACUGUCAUCAAAUCCUCUUACAAGCUCAUCAAGAGAAAACUGUACAGGAGGGAAUCACACAUGUACAUACGAGAGGGCUUGUAGCUCAGUGAGCUAUCUUUAGUCAACAACCAAAAAAAACUCUUGUUUGAAGGACUUCAUGUGCAUUAGAUACACUGAAAUCAACGCUCAUCUUUGCUGCAUUAGUAUCCACGUCUACAAUCUUGACAGGAACUCUUGACAAGAACUUGUGACUGGUUGACAAGAAUGACCCUGUUCUUCAGAAGGGGACUUCAAUGCAGUUCAUGUUUCAUGUUUGUAUUUUUGAUAAAGACUGGUGCACUGAAAAGUGUGCUAGGGCCAGUUUCCAAUCCUUGUUUGGUGCUGUUUAUAGAAUUGCCUCUUAUUUUGACUGGAGGCUAUAAGUUGCAAUAUUAAGGUAAGAAAUGUUAAGCCCCUUCCAGAUUAGCAUUUCACAGGGUGGCUUCUUUGUUUUGGAUUUAACUUUGAACAGAAUGUAAAAUUUCAGACACGGUUAGUUAAGAGUUCAGACAACAUUUGGUGCCCCAUUUGCAAGUGAUUCAUCGGCAGAUGUGUCCAUCACUGUUGCCAAAAGAAGCUCUUCGUAGACAUCAUAUUACUGGAACACUUUCAGAUGAAAAGUUGAAAGACUCGCUGAAAAAGACAAUGUUUGAGAGAAUCGUUUGAGCAACAUUUCAUUAUCAACUUCACUUUCGUGUGUUGUACAUUUUCUUUUAGCCAUCAAUUCAUUGCCGGAUAUUUUCUUUUUACCACUAGGUUGGAAGGAAAGAGACACCCAGGCAUUAAGUCAAAGUUUUUCAGUCCAUUGCCAGUAAUUACUCCAUUUACUUUCACGAUGCAUCCUUUAGUAAAUGGUCAAAUUGUGUGACAAGCCCAUGUCAGGUUUGGGCAUUAAGCCACUUAUAAAUAUUUUGUGUCACUGCCGUGCAGUUGUAAAGAUUGUGUUGUGUAUUCAGCAAUUAGCGCACACCUUGUGACAAAGAAACCAUUAUUUCUUAAACGAGAGUCGUGAAUUCAUAACAAAUUGCCAGCACCUCUUUGCAAGUUGUAGCUGGUAGUGUAUAUGCCCUGCCCAGAACCAUAAUCCGGGACCAUCUUCAAGGAAGGCCCAAUGUCUGCGUUAUGUAACAUGCCUCUGAAAGGCAGGUGAUGAAAUUUGCUGGUCAAAUGAUAUCUUCCUGCAGGAUAUAUAGUAGGAUCCUCGGGCAGGAAAUGUUGCAGUCACGAUGUCUCCGUCCGUGACUUUUUGUGGUAUGGCUUUGUAAAAAACAAAAAUCAUAAAACGAAGGGCAUUAAUCACAGUAACAAUGACUACAAUUUCUGCAAGCCUACUUUGUGAAUUUAAUCGUUCAACCUGGAAAUACAUGUGCCAGGAUGGAAACACCGUUUUGAAUUUUAUAAUUAGCAACUUUAUAAAGCUUGACCAAAGGUGAAUCAAAAUUUUUAAAUGGACCUUUGCAGUUGAACACAUUGAGCCAUUUUUAGGGUUUAAAGUGUGGACUACGCUCAUUGCGUAAAUAUAUAGCGAUAGUCUCUUAUCUGAAUUAAAGUCACAUGAUGCAAAUGAGGUUUCUCCCUCAUAUAGGUUUGCAUGAUGUAAUCAGUUAAUUUUGUAAUACAUAUAAGCCACUUGCCUGUUGCAAUUUUACCACGGAGGAAGCUCCAUGGGGUUUUACUGUGUUGACGAUGGGUCACCUGCCCAAGUCAUCGAGUGACAUCUUGUAAUGAACAAAGUUCACCCCAUAGUAUUGAUUAGAAGUUGGCUUGCUUAGUGUUCACCCGUUUUUGCACAAAACAUGGACUUUUCACCCAUUUAAAUUGAUGAAAAUCUAUGUAACAAUUAGGAAUUCGGUAUCAGCAAUGUUAACCCCUUAAGUCCAAAAAGCAAACGUGUCUGAAAUACCUUAAAACCAAAGAUCGUAUAGCGCCACGAAGCGGUGCAAGAUGGCGAAACUUCACCGUGAAUAUACGUGCCCUUAAAACUGCUGGAGGUGCUGGCACUUCCAAAAUGUGCAACACAAAAAUUAAAUGCUUGUGAGAAAAGCCUGCCGUAAAGAUUUAUCAAAUUUGGAUCAGUCACGAAAUGUUACCAGUAAAUGGCAGUGAAUUUACACACGAAAACGAUCGCGGAUACCGUGUACAUUGUGAUGAUGAAAGUAAAAUCCUCAUUUCCAGUGCGCAUGUCUCUACCGAUGACGCAUGCGCGCGUGGCAGGAGUCUGCAUUUCACUGUCGGUUUCGAACCACUGCCCGGUCUUAACCACGGACUUAUGGUAGCCCGAUUUUGCAAAAGGUUCCCAAUCUAGAUUUUGGUUCAGAGUAGCAUGUACGUGAACCCAAUGAUAUCAUUCAUGAAGCCAAAUUGUUGGAAUCCUAAACUCAAGAUGUUUAUAUAUAAGUGACGAGAAUGAUUAAAAAGAACUUUUAUGCAGUUAUUUGA